Molecule: messenger RNA, 1755 nt
Organism: Plenodomus lingam JN3
Lineage: Eukaryota; Fungi; Ascomycota; Dothideomycetes; Pleosporales; Leptosphaeriaceae
Biological process (GO): mRNA cis splicing, via spliceosome
Cellular component (GO): spliceosomal complex; cytoplasm
Molecular function (GO): protein binding
Source: RefSeq, a predicted model, not a curated record
AUGGCAUCACGUGAACCGCCCUGGCGAUCUGAACGCACUCGUCUGCCGCAGCGAAGUGCGCCAGGUUCUACAGUGCCUGCAAAGCGCUCUGCAGACGCGCAUUCACACGACCAUGCAGCAAAACGGUCGACCAACGCAGCGGAAGAAGCGUGGGUGGCAGACGAGGACCGCUUUGUGCUGCAGCAGGCAAAGAAGAAGGCUGCCUUACGCGUCAAGGGCGGGCGGGCGCGGCCAAUCGACUGGCUGGCCGUCACCCUUCGCUUUAUCGACAAGACUGAGGAGAACAUAUUGGAUGAAGAAACUGAGAAUCACGACCUGGACGUGGUGGAUCCCGAAGGCGUACUAGAGGGGUUGGACAAUGCCGACCUGACCGAGCUGGAGAAGGAAAUCGACAACUACCUCACCCUGGAGACGAACCGCAGCAACCGCGAAUACUGGAGUUCUCUCAAGACCAUAUGCAAAGAUCUUCGCCGCAAGUCCAGGUCGUCGGCCUCCGAAGCCCGGGGCACCAGCUCCGUGGCUGCCGACAUUGACCAGCUGCUGGCGCCCAAGUCAUAUGAGCAGCUGGAGACUCUCGAGGUCCAGGUCAAGAAGAAGCUGGAUUCAGACGAGCCCAUCGAUUACGACUACUGGGAACAACUGUUGCGGAGUCUGCGCGUGUGGAAGGCAAAGGCAAAGCUACGGCGCGUGUCCCAAGAGAUCGUGAAUGAACGCCUACAGACGCUGCGCAAGCAACAGGCCGAGGCUGCUGCAUUGCUGCAAAGAAAAGUCUACGACUUGAUCACUCGUGAUGAGCCGUCAGACGAAUCGCAUCCAACUACGGUAGCCUACGACGCCUCACUCGAUCCCCAACCGCUCUUGAAGCUCCGUGCAGAGGACAAGUCUUUACCUCAAAUGGAGGAGAAGGCGUUUGUCGACAGCGUGAUCAAUGAACGACGGAAGAUCCAGAAGCUGGGCUAUGUGCCCGCCCAGAGCGUCAUGGAAGAUCAUGCAACCAGCGACAUCAAGCCCAGGAGCAGUCAGGCCGUCACCACCAGCGCAUCACGCUUCGCACCGGUCGAAAAAGAGGACUAUUCCAAGGCGACCAUGGCACUCUACGAAAGAGAAGUGGCGCGUGGAGUUGAAGACGGUGAAGAAAUAUUCGCGGCCGAAGAAGAGGUUACGACGUCAAAACCCCAAUGGGCUAGCAGUUACACCCCCAGGAAACCCCGCUACUUUAACCGCGUCCAGAUGGGCUACGAAUGGAACAAAUAUAAUCAGACGCAUUACGAUCACGACAACCCACCACCAAAAGUAGUGCAGGGCUACAGAUUCAAUAUAUUCUAUCCUGACCUAAUUGACAAAACCAAGGCGCCAACGUACAAGAUCGUGCGCGAAAAUGGCCGUAAAAAGGGUCAGUCGUUUGCACCAGCUGGUGAGGAUGACACGUGCCUCAUUCGGUUCAUCGCCGGGCCCCCGUAUACGGAUAUCGCAUUCAGAAUCGUCGACAAGGAAUGGGACUACAGUGCUAAGCGUGAACGUGGCUUCAAAAGUAGUUUCGACAAGGGCAUUCUGCAACUUCACUUCCAAUUCAAGAAGAUCUACUAUCGAAACGACCUUGCCUGGGAGCCUUCUCGCGAUAGGACAGUCUUUAGGGCGGACAUUACACAAUACCUGGGAUACACAUUAGCUACUUUCACGUCCAACGAAUCCAUUCCUAUCAGCCAAUACGUCUUCAACAGUCAUAGCAUUCGUGAUACCGCCUCGUGGCGGUGA